CUGCGCGGCUCUCUCUUCCCAGCCAGCCAGCCAGCAACUAACUCCUCCGAAGCUGACACUGUGGCAGAAGGCGGAGCGGAGGGAGCCUGCCGUUUGGCCAGCCGGGAGAGGCGGAGAUGGGGCGCAUCGGGUGGCAGCCGGGGGCCUUGGCCCUGCUGAGCCUCCUCUUGUUGUGCCUCUCCGGGGCCGAGGGCUUCAGGAAGAGAGGACCCACCGUGACCGCCAAGGUGUUUUUUGACAUACAGAUUGGUGGCAAAGAUGUUGGCAGAAUCGUAAUUGGUUUGUUUGGAAAAGUCGUACCAAAGACUGUAGAAAACUUCAUUAAGCUUGCAACUGGAGAAAAAGGCUUUGGCUACAAAGGAAGUACAUUUCAUCGUGUGAUCAAAGAUUUUAUGAUUCAAGGGGGUGACUUCACAGCUGGAGAUGGCACUGGAGGAAAGAGUAUCUAUGGAAACAGGUUUCCAGAUGAAAACUUUAAACUGAACCACUAUGGUAUUGGUUGGGUCAGCAUGGCUAACUCUGGUCCACAUACUAAUGGUUCCCAGUUUUUCAUUUCUGUGACGAGGCCUGGCUGGUUAGAUGGAAAGCAUGUUGUUUUUGGAAAAGUCAUUGAUGGCAUGUCAGUAGUGCAUGCUAUAGAACUUCAGCCAACAGAUGAACAUGACCGUCCCCUUCAAGACUGUGUGAUUGUUAACAGUGGAAAAAUAGAUGUAAAAGAUCCAUUUGUGGUUGAAGUAGAUGACUGGACAAGUUGACAGCAAUAUCAGCAAUUGGAACUACAAUGGCUUCUCCUCUGGGUAAACCGUAUGAAAGACUAUUAUCCGAAACUGUUUUUUCAAAGAGAAUACAGUAAACCUACUGAAAUACCUGGCUAUCGAAUCAACAAACAUAUGAAACCCUGUGCUGCUGUCUCAGGAGAGUUUUAUAUAAAAAAGUCAAAUAUAUCAUGAAAUAUAUGUAAGUGGUUAAAAUGGAAAUUUUUCCUAUUGUUUGUUCAUACAUGAACUCCAUGUAUCAUAUCCUCUGGCACUCUUUGUUUACACCAGUAAAUGACCUGACUGAUAAAAUUGGUUUAUAACACUUGACUUAACAAACUUAAAAAUAUUUCCUGCUAAAGAGAAUUAAAAUUGUAUUCAAUUAACUCCUCUAAAUCCACAUACGAUGUUGUUUUCCUAGGAAUCUCCAAAACGUUUCUAUUUUAGCUAUUUGACACAGCAUUAACUCUGCUUAAAGUAAAGUAAGAAUUGUAAUCUUCUUUCACACAUCCUUUAUGGAAGCCCUUCCUCUGACAAUCGGGUUUGUUUGUUGAAAAGAAAGAUAUGCAAAAUGUUUUACAUACAGUAUUAUGGUCACAAUGGGAGCUGCGGCGGGUUAAACCCUUGUGCCGGCUGGACUGCUGACCUGAAGGUUGCCAGUUUGAAUCUGCGAGAUGGGAUGAGCGCCCGUCUGUCAGCUUUAUCUUGUGGGGACAUGGGAGAAGCCUCCCAGCAGGAUGGUAACACAUCCAGGCGUCCCCUGGGCAUUGUCUCUGUAAACGGCCAAUUCUCUCACACCAGAAGUGACUUGUAUUAUGUUCUCAAGUAGCUUCUGACACGAUAAAAAAAGGUCACAAUUACAUUAUGUUACCACAAAGAGUCAUUUUGUUUAUUCCUAAUGUGUUUUUAUACUUCAUAUAGACAUUAAACUUUUUUCUGUAAGAACCUAUUCUUGUUUUCUAAAACCAAUGCCUUAUUUUGUCAUGAAGCAAUCAUUACCUUAUAAAGAUGUAAAGUUGUAGCCAUUUUCUUGGUCCAAUAAAAACACACUUAGAUAAACUAA
Anolis carolinensis (green anole) is the source of this 1818-nucleotide messenger RNA. It is a transcript of the gene ppic, whose product is annotated as peptidylprolyl isomerase C. NCBI's taxonomy places the organism in Eukaryota, Metazoa, Chordata, Lepidosauria, Squamata, Anolidae. Bases 117 to 755 code for a protein of 212 amino acids. The record is from RefSeq and is a predicted model, not a curated record. Gene Ontology annotation, molecular function: peptidyl-prolyl cis-trans isomerase activity. The transcript is spliced from 5 exons. Gene Ontology annotation, biological process: protein folding; protein peptidyl-prolyl isomerization.